AGAAGAAGCCAGCGUCUGGCUGGCCAGGACUUGAAGCAGCUGCCUCUGGUCGUCCCUCCCCCGUCGGGGCGGAGCUCGGCUCUCCAGGCUCCGCCCGGGACGGACCAGCCGGCUGCCGCCGUCUCUGCUCCCCCAGCGCCUCCUGUUCCGGGUUGUGCUGAUCCCCUGGGUCCUGAGCGCAGCCCGAGGGAGCCGGGGCCGACAUCGCGGAGCCAGCCAGUGAGGAAGGAACUCGAGGCCGGGGACGCUGGGCUGCCUCGGGGCGCGCCCCCUCCUCCGUCCCUUCUCCGGGUGGGUGGGUGCCCCUCGCCGGCCCUGCGGGGCGGGGGGCGGCCGGCAUCCCGGGCGCACUGCAGCCAUGGCGUGCAGCCUGAAGGACGAGCUGCUGUGCUCCAUCUGUCUGAGCAUCUACCAGGACCCGGUGAGCCUGGGCUGCGAGCACUACUUCUGCCGCCGCUGCAUCACCGAGCACUGGGUGCGGCAGGAGGCCCAGGGCGCCCGCGACUGCCCGGAGUGCCGGCGCACGUUCGCCGAGCCGGCGCUGGCGCCCAGCCUCAAGCUGGCCAACAUCGUGGAGCGCUACAGCGCCUUCCCGCUGGACGCCAUCCUGAGCGCCCGGCGCGCCGCGCUGCCCUGCCAGGCCCACGAGAAGGUGAAGCUCUUCUGCCUCACCGACCGCGCGCUCGUCUGCUUCUUCUGCGACGAGCCUGCCCUGCACGAGCAGCACCAGGUCACGGGCAUCGACGACGCCUUCGAAGAGCUGCAGAGAGAAUUAAAGGAGCAGCAGAAGAGCCUGCAGGACAGCGAACGGGAGCACACCGAGGCCUUGCAGCUCCUCAAGCGCCAGCUGGCUGAGACAAAGUCUUCCACCAAAAGCCUGCGAGCUACCAUUGGAGAAGCCUUUGAGCGCUUGCACCGGCUGCUACGGGAGCGCCAAAAGGCCAUGUUGGAGGAGCUGGAGGCGGACACAGCCCGCACCCUGACGGACAUCGAGCAGAAGAUCCAGCGCUACAGUCAGCAGCUGCGCAGGGUCCAGGAGGGCAGCCAGAUCCUUCAGGAGCGGCUGGCUGAGACCGACAGGCACGCCUUCCUGGCCGGGGUCUCCUCACUCUCUGAACGGCUCAAAGGGAAGAUCCACGAGACCAAUCUCACCUAUGAAGACUUUCCCACCUCCAAGUACACGGGCCCCCUGCAGUACACCAUUUGGAAGUCGCUCUUUCAGGACAUCCACCCUGUCCCCGCCGCUCUCACCCUGGAUCCUGUCACUGCCCAUCAGCGCCUCAUCCUGUCAGACGACUGCACAAUCGUAGCGUACGGGAACCUCCACCCCCAGCCCCUGCAGGACUCUCCGAAGCGCUUCGACGUGGAGGUGUCCGUGCUGGGCUCAGAGGCGUUUGGCAGCGGCGUCCACUACUGGGAGGUGGUGGUGUCCGAAAAGACCCAGUGGAUGAUCGGGCUGGCGCACGAGGCGGUCAGCCGCAAGGGCAGCAUCCAGAUCCAGCCCAGCCGCGGCUUCUACUGCAUCGUCAUGCACGACGGUAACCAGUACAGCGCCUGCACGGAGCCCUGGACCCGGCUCAAUGUCAAGAACAAACUGGAGAAGGUGGGCGUCUUCUUGGACUAUGACAAGGGGCUCCUCAUCUUCUACAAUGCAGACGAUAUGUCGUGGCUCUACACCUUCCGGGAGAAGUUCCCAGGGAAGCUGUGUUCCUACUUCAGUCCGGGUCAGAGCCACGCCAACGGCAAGAACGUGCAGCCUCUGCGCAUUAACACGGUGCGCAUUUAGUGGCUGCUGCCCGGGAGGAGUGGGCAAGGGAGCUGGGACUGGGAAGGAGGGAUGGGCCUCCCUGUGCCUCCUCCCCGAGUGCCCCCACUCUGUGGGAUCGGCUAGCCCACUCCCCUCGGCAGGCGCCCGUGCUGGCGCUUCUGCCGGACGGUGGCUGCCCCAGUGGGCUGUGGCCUCAGGGAACUAGAGAAGUCACUUCUCCCUGGCCUGGGCCAGGGGUCAGCGCUGCUCCCCUCCACCACAGGGGCGGUUUCUUGACUCGGAUCCCCAUUGACCAGGGGCCAUUCUUGGCCCCUGGGUGGAGAGAGGGGGAUUUCUUAAGGCCUGAGAGCUCUAAACCCCACACCUGCCUCAGAUUCCUGUUUUUCCUCCUUUUUUUUUCCAUGGACUAUGCACAUAUCACAGCCUCUCCGAGCAGCAGCCUCUCCUGAUCACGGAGGCUACGGGUUCCCUCAGUGCUACCGUCUCUCUCGAGCAUGAGAGUGAAAAAACUCAGUGCCUCUUGGGAGGGAGAGCCCUUCAGGAGCUCCCUCAAUGCCAGCCCCUUGGAGGCAGACCCUGGAGGAGUCCGUGGACUCCCUGCCCCAGCCUCAGAGAUUUUAGAAAGAAAUGUAGGGUUUGGGCAAGGGGAUUGCCAGAGGGCAGGCUAUGGGACCCGAGGAGCUCUUCCCCCAGGUCUAGGCAUGCCCUUGUGGGAAGAGACAGGUUUGGAGGGGGAAGGACGCCAGCCAUGAGGACAGGAUCCCUUCAGUGAGAAGCAAUCAUGGCAGGCAGCCUGAUCCAAAGCUUGGCUUUUCAAAUGGAGCUUCAAGAUGAGGAGAAGGAAUGGGAAAGGAGGCUUCAGGGGAACAGAUCUCCACAUUUAACACUCUGUACCCAAAUCAGGGACUCUAACGAAGUGUCUAGCAGGAAGAAAAGAAGUGUAGGAUGGGCCCCAGGCUGAAUCCUGGGGAAAUAAAUGACUCUAGUCUGGUCCAGUCCAUGCAUCAUGUAUCCCUCAUGAGACCACGGAGCUUUCAGCUUUGCGUGGGAAGGACAGUCCGAAGGACUUCCAUGGGCUGAUGUUCAGUAGCUGCCUUUGUGUGGCGCACCUGCCCAGAAGUCUAGCCUAGACCAAGGAGCCCACUUCAGGAAAGGAAGAGCUCUCCAUCCAUACCUGAUCCCAGCUUGCUGUUGGAAUCGGGCCCAAGCCUUCCUAGUUUCCCCUAGCUCAUAUUGCUCUACCCAAGGCAGCUCUGAAUUCUCAGGGAGAAAAGGGGGCUGUUCUGCCCCUAAAUCAAAACUGAGAUUUCCUUCUUCUCCCUGCCCCCCUGAAGCUUUUUCUAGCUAUGACCACAGCCCCUGGUUGUCCAGUUAGUAAUUUCAGAACUAAAUCCUUUCAGGCAAAUUUGAGAUCUCUUCUCAAAUCACCAGUAUUCACAAAGUGAGACCAGGAGUUGAAACAUCUUAGCUCAUAGGAAAACAAUAACUAUGACAUAGCUCAGAGCCCCCAUAUCCUCACCCCAGUGUGCCUAAUAAUCAGCAGCCCCACUGGGUCUCCUUGAGACCUUGGGGCAGCAAUGGAACAAUGGAAUGGAAUGGGAAUGCUCAGGGGGUUUCCUACGGGAAGGAGCUAUUCUGGAGGGACAUGGUUGGGAAAACUGGGCCCAAUACCUGUACAACCUCUCUCUCCUUCCCUGAAUCCUUCAAUCCUCCUCACUCCCCAGAAUGCAGUAUUUAUAAAAAGAAAGGGAAAAAAAGAAAAAGAAAAAAAUUACAAUAUCCAUUUUGUGAAUGACGGCGCGUUUGUAUAAUAUUAAAUUAAAGAUACGGGAUAU
Molecule: messenger RNA, 3603 nt
Organism: Monodelphis domestica (gray short-tailed opossum)
Lineage: Eukaryota; Metazoa; Chordata; Mammalia; Didelphimorphia; Didelphidae
Gene: TRIM62
Product: tripartite motif containing 62
Molecular function (GO): protein binding; zinc ion binding
Source: RefSeq, a predicted model, not a curated record